Eutrema salsugineum is the source of this 1089-nucleotide messenger RNA. Its product is annotated as purine permease 2. Gene Ontology annotation, cellular component: membrane. The record is from RefSeq and is a predicted model, not a curated record. Gene Ontology annotation, molecular function: purine nucleoside transmembrane transporter activity. Bases 19 to 1089 code for a protein of 356 amino acids. NCBI's taxonomy places the organism in Eukaryota, Viridiplantae, Streptophyta, Magnoliopsida, Brassicales, Brassicaceae. The transcript has 2 exons.
AAAACACAAGCAAAUGUUAUGAGCAAGAAGAUGAAGACAGCUCUUGUGAUCAUAAACUGUAUUCUCCUAGCGAUUGGAAACUGUGGAGGCCCUCUAAUAACGCGUCUCUACUACAGAAACGGUGGCAAACGGAUCUGGUUCUCAAGCUUCCUCCAAACCGCAGGUUGUCCCAUCAUCUUCUUGCCUCUUCUCUUCUCCUUCCUCCGUCGUCGUCGUCGCCGUAAAGAAGAAGAAGAAGAAGCAAAGACUCCAUUUUUUCUCAUAAAACCUCCUCUGUUCUUCGCUUCUGUUGUGAUUGGUCUGCUCACUGGCUUUGACAAUUACCUCUACUCUUACGGAUUAGCUUACCUCCCUGUUUCUACUGCGUCUCUGAUCAUCUCCUCUCAAUUAGCCUUCACUGCUCUCUUCGCCUUUUUCAUGGUGAAGCAAAAGUUCACACCUUUCGUUAUAAACGCCGUCGUUUUGCUUACUCUUGGUGCCGGAAUCCUUGCCCUUCACACCGACGGUGACAAGCUUGCCAAGGAGACACACAAGGAGUAUGUUGUUGGGUUCCUCAUGACCGUUGCUGCAGCUAUUCUCUACGCGUUUAUAUUGCCGCUUGUGGAGCUCACUUACAAGAAAGCUCGUCAGCAGAUAAGCUACACGCUCGUGCUCGAGAUCCAGAUGGUCUUGUGCUUUGUCGCCACUUGCUUCUGCCUCGUUGGGAUGCUAGCUGAUGGUGAUUUCAAGGUGAUAGCAAAAGAAGCAAGAGAUUUUAAGCAUGGAGGGUCUUCGUAUUACACUGUGGUGGUUGUGUUCACGGCCAUAAUCUGGCAAGGGUUUUUCUUGGGAUCUAUAGGGAUAAUCUUCUGUGCAUCGUCUCUGGUCUCUGGAAUUCUGAUCAGUGCUCUGCUUCCGUUGACGGAGGUAUUGGCCGUCCUUUGCUUCCGGGAGAAGUUUCAGGCGGAGAAAGGUCUCUCUUUGUUUCUCUCCCUCUGGGGAUUUCUUUCUUACUUCUAUGGACAGAUUAAAUCCGAGAAGAAGAAGACUCCGACUCAGGCUCAGGGGACACAACUGCCUCAGCUUCCAAUUACUGACUCUGUAGCUUAA